Acyrthosiphon pisum (pea aphid) is the source of this 2627-nucleotide messenger RNA. RefSeq names its product putative ribonuclease ZC3H12C. Gene Ontology annotation, cellular component: nucleus; cytoplasmic ribonucleoprotein granule. The record is from RefSeq and is a predicted model, not a curated record. Bases 434 to 2332 code for a protein of 632 amino acids. Lineage: Eukaryota; Metazoa; Arthropoda; Insecta; Hemiptera; Aphididae. Gene Ontology annotation, molecular function: RNA endonuclease activity; metal ion binding; mRNA binding. The transcript is spliced from 7 exons.
CUCAGCAGCUGUGAUAACCGCAUUGUCCGCCGCUUUAGUUCUCUACUAUAACAUUUAUUUAUUAUUAAUAUUUAAUUUUCAUAUUAUUUGCUUGUUAGUUGUUACUUGUUUGUGAUAUAGGUAUUUAUUAUAUUGUCGAUUGUAAUAUUAACUAAAAUAUAUUAUAUUGUAACGUCGUCAACGAUAAUGUCGUGGUUUUCUUCUAUGAUUUCGUCGUAAAAUACUAUCGCUCCUGACCAGUACCUAUCAAGAAUUACCUAACCUACCGGCUAUCAGUCGUUAUUAAAUCGCCUUUUCGUGUCGAACAAAACAUUUAAAUUAUUUACUGUCUACGAAUGACGACGGACGGUCGCACGUCGAUGACCGCGGAGCCGUGUGAAAGGUCCGGCGAAGCGGCCGCCGCUUGAUCGCAGAACCAUGUCGGCGUCGAAUCAUGGACCGCUCCGGACCACUGCCGCCGCCCGGCGCCUCCGACGUAACGCUGUCGGUGGACAGUUCCAAGGGACGUCUGGUGGUCGACCGGAUGGACUCCAUCAGGAACCUGUUCGGGUGUGAGUUGCGGAUCGUCAACCGUGGUGGCGGGACGUCCGCGCCGGCGGUGGUUUUCGCCGUUACCAUGCUGGACGAAUACGACAAGGCGCCGGACGAUCGUUUGAUCGAUCGGCUAAAGUGUUACGUGGACUCGUUGGACGAACUGCAGCUGCAGACAUUGGACGAGUGCAGCAACGACGAUUCGAGCUACGACUCGGACUUUGGAGGCGACGACGAUGCCGUCGGCGGACCACACUUUGGCGGCCACCACGACGACGUCAGCCGUACCACGUCGGACACGCUCGGUGCAGAGUACGCGGAAUACGUGAGCGCGGCCGCGUACAAGUCGAGGGUGGACUUUGCGCUUAAGCUCGGCUACACCGAACGUCUGGUGCAGACGGCAAUCAGCAAGCUGGGCCCCGAACCCACACAGGAUCAACUGUUAGCCGAACUGAUCAAGCUCGGAGCGCAAUGUGGUCAUAGGUUGCACUGCGAGUCGGACGGCGAAGAAGCGCAGUCGAAUAACACCAACGACUCGUUGCUUAGUCCCCAAGCGCCCAAACUCCGGCACGUCGUCAUCGACGGUAGCAACGUCGCCAUGAGCCACGGAAACAAAGAAACGUUCUCUUGUCGAGGCAUUAAAAUCUGCGUUGAUUGGUUCCGGAUGAGGGGCCACACGGACAUCACAGUGUUUGUGCCGAAGUGGCGAAAAGAAGCUUCGAGGCCCGACAACAGGAGGAUCAUUGACCAAGAUAUCCUGACGGAAUUGGAGCGCGCUAGGAUGCUGGUUUUCACCCCUUCCAGAGAAAUCGGCGGCAAGCGCAUGGUGUGCUACGACGAUCGGUACAUUCUGCGUUUGGCCUCGGAACUAGACGGCGUUGUCGUGUCGAACGACAACUACCGAGAUCUGGCCAACGAGAGUCCUGCGUUCCGUUCGGUCGUGCAAAACAACAUACUCAUGUACUCUUUCGUCAACGACAGGUUCAUGCCGCCGGACGAUCCGCUGGGCCGUUCAGGUCCUACUCUAGACGUGUUCCUCCGGAGCAAAGCGCCGGGCGUCGGUCUGACAGCCGUCAGCGCGGAGACGUGUCCGUACGGCAAAAAGUGCACGUACGGCAACAAAUGCAAGUUCAGUCACCCCGAGCGUGGUCUGCAGCCCGUCAAGUCCGUUACCGAGCGACUGAUGGAACACGCGCAGCGGCAGGGCUCGGCCGGCCGACAGAUCAAGGGUAAGUCUGUUAGCCUGCCGCUGCAGCAGUCCGGCUGCAACAACCAGCAGAAGAAGCCGCUGGCUCGGACUAUGUCCAACGUCCCGCCGACGACCACCCACCACAAUCACUCCAACCACCCGCACUGGGUGGGCGGCGGAGCGUGGACGACGACGCCGCCGAGCCCGAACAACUACAGGAGCAAGCCCGCCGAGUCAUCAGAGUCCGAGGACUGCAGCAACUUGCACCACAAGCUGCAACGGCAGCUCACGCUGAACCCGACCUACGACCCAAGACUGGUUCAUCUGCGGCAGAGCCAGCACUGCAAUGUGACGAGGAUAGCGUCAGCGCCGCCUGUGCCCAUGAUGCGGCCGCAGCCGUCGAUGAACUUGCCACCGCACACGAUGGUGGCUGCCAGCUGUUCGGAUCCGCAGAUAUUUCCCGGUUACCACGAAGCCAGGCAAAAGCUGUACUAUCAUUUAUCAUCGAUAUUCCCUGAGGAACAGGUGUCAGCAGCCAUGCAGUACUACCCGAACGAGACUAACCCACAGAAGAUUUGUGCGGCUAUCUUGAACAUGUUCUCGAAGACAUGAUGUGUAUGUGCUCAGCGCGGAGUUGCAUGUCCAACACGCGACCUUGUCCGCUCACAAGUGAUUUUGUCUAACAAUAUAAUAUUAUAUUAGCUUAUCGACAAGACGACGACACUCGAUACAAUGUAUCUAAUUAUUUGUGUUGAUUUAUUUUUAAAUCAUGUAUGAUAUUUGUGUAGACUAUUAUGUUAAUUUUGUAUAUGUUAAUUUUAAGUUGAUAUUUUUCUAUGUUUUUGUUAACCUGUGUCAAAUGUACGGCAAUCGCGGUAUUAAUAAUAAUACAAUUUUAAUUUUAUAA